Etheostoma spectabile (orangethroat darter) is the source of this 3486-nucleotide messenger RNA. RefSeq names its product spore wall protein 2. The record is from RefSeq and is a predicted model, not a curated record. Lineage: Eukaryota; Metazoa; Chordata; Actinopteri; Perciformes; Percidae. The coding region runs from base 317 to 3349 and encodes 1010 amino acids. The transcript has 8 exons.
UGCUCACCACACAGCAGAUACACAAGACAGACGCGGAGUGGAAGCAGAUAAAAGUUAACUGCUUAAACAGACUGAAGAGAGACAGAUAAAGGCAGACAGAGACAGAGACAGUCAGAUAGACAAAGAGACAGGCAGGUACCUUUGUGCUACUGUAAAGAUUUGAGACAGACAGGCAUAGAGAUAAAGGCAGAAAGACAGUGGACACAUAGUGUAGUUCAUCUUAAUGUAAACUGUCAUUGGUCACAGCAGGGGAUGUCAACAGACAGACGGGCGGACUGUGAGAGUGAGACAGAAAUACAUUAGAUCAGGCAACAGGAUGUUGUCAAAAAAGGAGGAGCGGAGGUCGUUCGGCAACGGGCCGCUGAGAGACCAAUGGGAGAAGAAAGCUCAGAGCAUCUCAGAGCAGAACAAACAGGAGGCCGAAUGGAGGAAGAAAAGUUCCAACAAAAUAUGUUUCUCGAAGUGGAAUUAUCACUGGUCACUAGUCUCCAAUGGAGACUUCCAUCAGCUCACCAGCAGUGCAGAUGAUGCGGAAAAAAACAAGCCAAAAAUCAAAUUCAAAGUCGUCCCCCCUCCUCCCAAACCCAAACAUGAGCCUGCCCCACCACCGCCUACUCCCAGGAAAACAGCUUCGCCCAAACCUUGCAGGCAGAAACGUAAAGUUGAAGUGGAUGUGUUCGGGCUGUGCUGGAGAGACUCCUGGAAGAGCUUGAAGCCUCCAAAGUAUCUGUACCUGAAGACCAAAGAGACAAAAACUACAAUCCCAGGAUUCACAACCAUAGAGCUGACUAACAACAGGGAGUACAAACCACCGGGGUACGGAUCAGAGGCCGAGUGGGAGUCUCCUGCUGAAAAAUGGAGUAACUCCUGGAAACAGGUGAAGAGCCCUGCCCAGUUGGAGCGCACUGAGGAGAACAAAUUCCAAUGGGAGAUUCCGAUUGAACGGAAACCGGUUGGCAAAGCUGAGAUAGAAGUCUUUUCUCUUCCCGUCUGGGCCGGUACGUGGAAGUUCAUAAACUUUGCCUUCCGGCAGCAGCAGAAGUACUGGGAUAGAAUCUGGCCUGAUUUCCAACAAAACCCCAGCAACAAGUUCGACAAAGUACACCAACUGGAGGAGCAGGACGAGCCCUCAGACUGGGAGGAUUCAUGGAAACUGUCCGAGGCAGAACUUGAACCAAAAGACACCACAGAGUACGAGGCCCCGACUGCAGGAUCCUCCGGCACUGACACCACAGUGAUGAUGAGGCUGAACGAAGUGAUCCUGCCCGGCUGGAGGGACUCCUGGCUGCUCUCUGCGGCCCCCCUGGAGGAAGAAGAAGAACGUCACAAGAACUGGAACUCCUGCUGGGGAUUCAGACAGCAGAUCAGGUGGUGCAUGGCUUCUCUGGAGUCCCAUCAGCGACACAGCGCCAUGCUGACUAGGAGACGUAAAGCCACAAACCUCGUCCUCGCAUCACGGCUGGACGAGGAGACGGCAGAUAACACGGAGUGGACAGAGGCCUGGAGAACUCCUAAAAGACGGAUCGAAGCAAAGGAGGACAAAGUAACCGAGACGCAGGAGGACGAAGUGGAGGAGAUGAUGGAUGACACAGAGGAGGAGGAGGAAGAGGAGGAGGAGGAUGAAGGAGUAGACAACGAGAAGGAUAUAGAGGAGGACGACGAGGGAGUAGAUGAGGAGGUGGAGAAGGAGGAAGACAAGGAGGACAGGAGCAGAGAAAUACACAAGAAGGAAGAAAAAGACAGUAACAAGGAGGAGGAGGAUGAAGGUGUAGAUGAGGAGGAGGAUGAUGAAGAGGAGGAGGAGGAGGAGGAAGUGGACGAGGAGGAGGAUGAUGUGAUAAACAAGAAAUACAAGGACAAAGAUCUGGAUAUAGAGGAUGAAAACGAGGAAGGAGACGAAGAGGAGGAAGAAAAAGAUCUGGAUCAGGAGGAUGAAAGAAAAGAAGGAGAUGAUGAAGAGGAGGAGGACAAAGAAACACACAAGGGGAGGGAGAAGGAGAAAAAAGAGAAGGGUGAUGACCAUGAGGAAGAUGCAAAAGAAGACGAGGAUGACGAGGAGGAAGAAGAACAUGAGGAGAGGGACAAACACAAGGACAAAAAUGUAAACCAAAUAGGUGAGGGGAAUGAAGAUAAAGAAGAACAGGAGGAGGAGGAGGAGGAGGAGGAAGAAUUAGACGAGAAGGAAAGAGACAAAGUUGCAAACAAGGAGGAUGAGGAAGAAGUAGAUGAAGAGGAGGACAUAGAAGCAAAAGAAAAAUACAACAUGGACAAAGUAGAGGAAGAGGAGACUACACAAGAGGAGGAGAGUGAAGAAGUGGAUGAAGAGGAGGACAAAAUAGCAAAUAAAGAGGAAGAUAAAAGUGCAGAGGAGGAGGACGAGGAAGAAGAAGCAGAAGGCAAGGACGAAGAUGAAGAAUUAGACAAAGAGUGGUUAGAGAGAGACUCAGACAAAGGUGACAAGCAGGAGGGCAGAGAAGGAGCCGAGAAGGAGAGAGUGGACAGGGAGGGGGGAAAUGAAGAGAUAGAGGAGGAUAGCAUAGAUACAAGGGUGGAGGAUGAAGAAGUAGACAAAGAGGAGGAAGGAGAGGACAUGGAGGGUGAAGCAGACAAAGGCCGGGAAAAAGACGUAGACGAGGAAGAGGAGGAGGAGGAGGAGGAAGUGAAUCAGAGGGACAAAGAAGAAGAAGAUGGAGUAAAUAAGGAAGAGGAUGAAGAAGUAGAAGAAGGAAAAGAUGAAAUAGACGAGGGAGAGGAUGUAGAAGUAGACAAGGGAGAAGAUGAAGGCGAUGAGGGAGAGGAUGUAGACGAGGAAGAGGAUGUAGAAGAGGAAGUAGACGAGGGAGAGGAUGUAGAUGAGGAAGAGGAAGUAGACGAGGAAGAGGAUGUAGAAGUAGACAAGGAAGAUGAUGUAGAAGUAGACAAAGAGGAGAAGACAGAAGCAGAGGAGGGCGACAACGGUGACAAAGAAAAAGAAGAGGAAUACAACGUAGACAGAGAAAAGAAACGAACCAAACGCAAACCGGACGUCCCACUCCAUCUGCAGUUCCAUAAACUACACGCGUCCUUCUCCUCCUGGAGGAAGUCGUGGAUGGUGGCGGUAGCACGCAGAGGAGGAGACGAAGAGGAGGACGAGGAAGAGGACGAGGAGUUGGAGGAGGAGUGUCGGGCUUGGAAAGAGUCGUGGAGGAUUUGCCGCUGGAGGAAGCCCGACGAUGACGAGGUGGUGUGCUUCUCCACCGCGAACCGGAGUCAGCGAUACAUUGGGCUGAUGCAUGCUGGGAUGCCAAAGAAGGAAUGGACUCUCAGCUGGAAGACAAACCAAGACUGUAGCAAAGGAUGUAAACACUGAAGUGGAGGAAGAAGAGGAAAAUGAAGAAGAGGAAAGCUCUUUUGCUCAUUUAAGAUUGUAUUAAGUAAGGAUUAAAGGGAAGGACGGAACUCUCCUUCCUCAGAGUGAAACUGGAAAGAAAACCCGGAAUCAUUCAC